This is a messenger RNA of Coniosporium apollinis CBS 100218, 357 nucleotides long. RefSeq names its product 40S ribosomal protein S20. Gene Ontology annotation, cellular component: cytosolic small ribosomal subunit; ribosome. The record is from RefSeq and is a predicted model, not a curated record. The coding region runs from base 1 to 357 and encodes 118 amino acids. Gene Ontology annotation, biological process: translation. The transcript has 4 exons. Lineage: Eukaryota; Fungi; Ascomycota; Dothideomycetes. Gene Ontology annotation, molecular function: structural constituent of ribosome; RNA binding.
AUGGCCAGCUACGGAAAGGGCGACAAGGGCGACGUCGGCGAGGGCCCCAAGAUCCACAAGAUCCGCAUCACCCUGACCUCGCGCAACGUCAAGUCGCUCGAGAAGGUGUGCCAGGAGCUGAUCGAGCGCGCGAAGACCAAGGACCUCCGUGUCAAGGGCCCCGUCCGCCUCCCGACCAAGAACCUUAAGGUCACCACCCGCAAAACUCCCUGCGGUGAGGGCUCGAAGACUUGGGAUACGUACGAGAUGAGGAUCCACAAGCGGCUGAUUGAUCUGAACGCUCCUACCGAAGUCGUCAAGCAGAUCAUUAUCAACAUCGAGGCGGGCGUCGAGGUCGAGGUCACCAUUGCGGCUUAA